Messenger RNA from Scaptodrosophila lebanonensis, 2217 nucleotides. RefSeq names its product broad-complex core protein (gene rib). Gene Ontology annotation, biological process: regulation of transcription by RNA polymerase II. Gene Ontology annotation, cellular component: nucleus. The transcript has 4 exons. Gene Ontology annotation, molecular function: DNA binding; protein binding. Lineage: Eukaryota; Metazoa; Arthropoda; Insecta; Diptera; Drosophilidae. The record is from RefSeq and is a predicted model, not a curated record.
AUGGGUGGUCCCAUACCAGGGGCGGCCGGAGGAACACCGGCUACAGAGGGCCAAACGUAUUGUCUGCGCUGGAACAACCAUCAGACAAAUCUAGUGCAGAUCCUGCAUGCCCUGCACGAGGUGGGCAGCUAUGUGGACUGCACCAUUGUGGUGGACGAUGAACAGUUUAAGGCGCAUCGCGUGGUGCUGGCCGCCAACUCGCCCUAUUUCCAGAGCAUACUGCAGGAUGUGCCCCAGGAUCAGUGCAGCAUCAUUUUGCCGGGCGUGAAGGGGUUCGAGAUUGCGGCACUGCUGCAAUAUAUGUACACGGGCGAGACGACGGUGACAAAGAGCCAGGAGCCAGAGAUACUGCGCACCGCCAAGGAGCUGCAAGUCAAAGGGCUCUACGACAAUCUCAUGAAGUUCAAUCACAAGGCAUCCUCCACAGCCAACGUAGCCACCCCUUCGAGCUCCAGCACCUUGAACAAGGCGGCUGCUUUGAACGGUGGUGAUGCAUAUGGCCCACAUGGUGGCAGCAUCAGCAACACCAACUCCUCUUCAGUGAUCUCAACCUCGACACACAUUUCACCCAGUGCUGCCAUCUCGAGCAGCUCCUCCCCACCGCCGCCGCCUUUCGGUGGAUACCAAGCGCCACCAUACACGAACCUCUAUCGUAAAUCCCCCGGCCCCAUUGGCACCCAUCAUUCGGCAGCUGAAGCACCCUUGACACCCACCCAUAGCACUCCACAUGCGGCAGCAGCCGGCGAGGCAGGCCAGUGGCCCAUGUCGCCAUCAGCCGCUGCAGCUGCGAUGCUCAAUUCAGUCUAUGAGUCAGCCGCCGACAUGAAUCCGCUCAAGCGCAAGAAGCUGUCCGCCAUAUCGAGCAUGUUUAUGAAUCGUGAUACCCCCAUUUUGCGGAAUGUGCUGGCACAGGCCAAUUCGGCAGACUCCUCGCAGCCCAAUCCCCUCCUCUUGCCGGGCGUCUUCAAGAACGAGAAGAGCAACACCUCGGCAGAGAAGACCCCCACACAUCAGCAUAGCAGCAGUGGUGGUGGCAACAGCCACAGUUUCAAUGGAUCCGACUAUGGUGGUGAUAAGGAACCGCUAUCUCCACACACAGACCGCUCCUUCGACGAGGACACUGGCAAUCAGUCCGGUGGCGGCAGCAAGAAGCCCGAAUGGAAGCGGUACAAGCAAUACACCCGCGCCGAUAUGAUGUGUGCCAUCCAGUGUGUCCGCGAGGGCAUGAGUGCCCUCCAGGCUAGCCGCAAGUUCGGCCUGCCCUCUCGCACCCUGUACGACAAGGUGCGCAAGCUGAACAUCACCACCGGACGUGGCACCCAUCGCACACCUAAGCGCAGUCCACCCAGUGUUGAAUCAUCGGCAGCGUUCCCCUAUGCCGCCGCCGCAGCGGCCGCCCACAAUUAUGGCCAAACGGAGCAGCAGCUGCUCUCGGCCAUGCAUGAGGAGCGCGAGGCCAAGGAGCACUCAUCGCAUGGUCAUCGCAGCGAGAGUCAUCACAGCAUGCCACCAACCAUUCCCCAUUCGGCGGCAGCUCUGCUGGAUCAUGCCUUCCUGCAGCAGGCCCUGGAGAAUCGUGGCGGCGACAUUGCAGGACGCGAAGCUCUACAUGCUAUGGCCCUGGCGGCCGCGGCACAUGCAGCGGCUAAUCGCAUGUCCAAUAGUCCACCCGGCUCCAACGGGCAUUCGGCACGCUCGCCCAGUCCGGCACUGUCGCGCCACUACGCCCAGGAGCAGGAGAAGCACGGCGAGCGUCUGAUCAAGCGUGAGACUCUCGAACAGGAUGAGCGCGACGCUGACGAUGAGGACGAUCAUGUAGAGGACUUGUCGUUGGCUCGCAAGCAGCGCGUCAUUUCGCCGCACAUAAUGCUGCACAAGCGUCCGGAAUCCCCCUACUCGCCACCCCCACCCCCACCCGCACGCUCAGGUUCGCCCAUGGAGUGUGCCGCCAGUGUCAUAAUGCCUCCUCUGAGCAGCAGCAGUGGCGACAACCACUCGACCAAUGGCAAGGAGAGGGAGCGAGAGGCGCAGCACUACAACGAUGAGGCCUCUACGCCUCCGCCCUCAUCGGCCAUGUCGGAGCACGCGGUGGCGCUCAAGCGCGAACUGCUGGCCGAGUCCGAGGCCCGCAAUGACUGAUUGAUGCUUACCAUGGCCUGGCAAUAUGCGGCCGACAGCUACGAUUCCAUAUUCAAUUCGCAGGCAUCGCCGGAUUAG